AUGAAGCGCGCCCAUAAAGCCCCAAAGGCGUCUCAUAAAGCGCACAAGCGCCAGAAAGUCGAAAAGAAGCCACGACCAGAGAUCAACGUUCCCAAGCGCAAGAUUCGACUCGACGACCUAGGAUGGAACCAAGUGUCCAUGCCAGACCGGUUGGAGGACUUCGAGGGCUUCUACGGGCUUGAGGAGAUUGAGGAUGUGCAUGUCGUGAAGGACGCGGUCACGGGAAAUUUGUCGUUCGAGACCACCAAGACGGACGAACAGAUCGAGCAGGAUAUAGAGAAGGCGUGGCAACGCGAAGAAGAGGAAGCGAAGUUCUUGGAGAAGAUAACCUUCGGCGGAGAGCCGAAGAACGGAGAAGAUGUAGUGGAGGAAGAGACUGCGCCAGUGGAAGACACCGUAGAGGCAACCCAGGACGAAGAUGCCGCCUCGUGGGGAGGCUUCAGCGACGAUGAUGUAGCGCAGAACGGAGACGAGCAAUCCGAGGACGUACAAAUGGUCGAGGAAGACGCGCCGCCCACUCCAAAUGUGGUUUUGAGUACUACAAAAGCUGAUGGUGAUGGGGAGGCUGAACCCAAGAAGAUGAACAAACGGGAAAGAGCUGCAGAGAAGAAAAGAAUAGCUGCUCUGGCAAAAAAGACAAAGAAGCCCGACGACGAUGAGGCCAGUGAGGGGAAGACAUUUGGACCGGGCGCCUUCGACAUCCUGGCAAAUCGUGCUGAUGACGAAGACGAUGAGGUUGAUGUGUCCGCAUGGGAGGAGCUGGAGCUCUCGACCAAGAUUCUGGAAUCCUUGGCGAAGCUCAAGUUCUCAAAGCCGACCACGAUUCAGGCCUCGACCAUACCGGAGAUCAUGGCUGGACGAGACGUCAUUGGUAAAGCGUCCACCGGUUCCGGAAAGACGCUGGCGUUCGGCAUUCCCAUCAUCGAGUCCUAUCUUGCUUCUAAGAGCAAGUCGAAAGACGUGAAGGACAAGACUCCUCUAGCCUUGAUCAUAGCCCCCACCCGAGAGCUGGCGCAUCAGAUCACAGCUCAUUUGACGGCACUCUGCGCAAAGGGUGCUUUUGAGGCUCCUCUAAUCGCAUCAGUCACUGGCGGUCUAGCCGUGCAGAAGCAGCGUCGACAGCUGGAGAAGGCCGACAUCAUCGUGGGAACACCAGGACGACUAUGGGAGGUCAUUAGUACUGGUCACGGCCUGCUGGAAAAGGUCAAGCAGAUCCGCUUCCUUGUCGUUGAUGAGGCUGAUCGCUUGCUGAGUCAGGGAAACUACAAAGAGCUUGGAGAAAUUCUCAAGAUCCUGGAAAAAGAUGCACCAGCUGAGGGAGAGGCCGAGGCUGAGGAAACGACUGAGGUAGAGCGACAGACAUUGGUCUUUUCGGCCACAUUCCAGAAGGGUCUGCAGCAAAAGCUCGCUGGUAAGGCCAAGGGCGGCAGCGACAAUCUCAUGAGCAAACAACAGUCCAUGGAGUAUCUUCUGAAAAAGAUCAACUUCAGGGAAGAGAAGCCCAAGUUCAUCGACGCCAACCCGUCAUCACAAAUGGCCAGUAAGCUGAAGGAAGGCCUGAUUGAAUGUGCUGGCACAGAGAAGGACUUGUACCUUUACUCGCUUCUCAUGUUCUACCCCAAGAAGCGUGCGCUCAUCUUCACGAACUCCAUCUCCGCUGUACGACGACUCACCCCAUUCCUCCAAAAUCUUGCUCUACCAGCCCUUCCACUCCACUCCAGCAUGGCACAAAAAGCACGUCUGCGAUCUAUUGAGCGCUUCAAGGAGCGCCCAGGCUCAAUCCUCGUUGCCACAGACGUCGCAGCCCGUGGUUUGGAUAUCCCAAAGGUCGAGCUGGUAAUUCAUUACCACCUGCCUCGUGCAGCAGACACAUACGUCCACCGAUCCGGCCGUACAGCGCGUGCCGAAGCCUCUGGCUCCAGCAUCCUAAUCUGCGCCCCCGAAGAAGUUGGCGGCGUACGUCGCCUCAUCGCCAAGGUCCACGCUCGCGCCGACGAAGCCCCUAAGUCCAAGAAAACGGCCUACUUCAUUCGCACGCUCGACAUCGACCGCCGCAUCGUAGCGCGCCUAAAGCCACGCGCUAGUAUAUCCAAGAAACUCGCGGACACCGUUAUUGCAAAGGAGAAGAAGCACAGCGAAGACGAUACCUUGCGCCAAGCGGCUGAAGACUUGGGUGUGGACUACGACAGCGAGGAGUUUGAGAAGGAAGCUAAGGGUAAGAAGGGACGAGGGACGGGAAGGAAGAAGAAGGAAAAGGAGGCGAGUGAGAUGACCAAGGGCGAGCAACAGGCAUUGAGAGCGGAACUGAGGGGUCUCUUGAGUCAGAGGAUUAACACUGGUGUUAGCGCGAGGUAUUUGACGAGUGGCGGGAUUGAUGUUGAUGCGCUUAUGGCAGGAGAGGGGAAUAUGGAAUUCCUGGGAAAUGUGGAUGGAUUGGGAUUUGAUGAGGAGUAG
Messenger RNA from Parastagonospora nodorum SN15, 2454 nucleotides. RefSeq lists its product as hypothetical. Gene Ontology annotation, cellular component: nucleolus. NCBI's taxonomy places the organism in Eukaryota, Fungi, Ascomycota, Dothideomycetes, Pleosporales, Phaeosphaeriaceae. The transcript has a single exon. Gene Ontology annotation, molecular function: RNA helicase activity; ATP binding; nucleic acid binding. Bases 1 to 2454 code for a protein of 817 amino acids. The record is from RefSeq and is a predicted model, not a curated record.